AUGUCCAAGCGGCGGUUUGGAAAGAAUGUCCCUUUCCUUGAAAUACAAAAGAACACUCGAAAGGAGGAGCAGUUCGCGAAUCAUGACCCUCGGCUUAAUCCAAGAGUUGAAGAUGCGCGUAAUGACCAGAUCCUUAUUGCCUUUGCUCUAUUCACCUGUCUGGCUCAAAGCGGUAAUCAGGACAAGAUGGGAAGACUUCAGCCUUUCGUAAACCUUGAACCCAGGCCAAGUGAAGGUGAAGAAUCCGAAUAG
Messenger RNA from Opisthorchis viverrini, 252 nucleotides. RefSeq lists its product as hypothetical. The transcript has a single exon. NCBI's taxonomy places the organism in Eukaryota, Metazoa, Platyhelminthes, Trematoda, Opisthorchiida, Opisthorchiidae. The record is from RefSeq and is a predicted model, not a curated record. Bases 1 to 252 code for a protein of 83 amino acids.